Messenger RNA from Rhea pennata, 1245 nucleotides. RefSeq names its product TIR domain containing adaptor protein (gene TIRAP). The transcript has 5 exons. The record is from RefSeq and is a predicted model, not a curated record. Gene Ontology annotation, molecular function: Toll-like receptor 2 binding; Toll-like receptor 4 binding. The coding region runs from base 397 to 1026 and encodes 209 amino acids. Gene Ontology annotation, biological process: canonical NF-kappaB signal transduction; toll-like receptor 4 signaling pathway; positive regulation of canonical NF-kappaB signal transduction. Lineage: Eukaryota; Metazoa; Chordata; Aves; Rheiformes; Rheidae. Gene Ontology annotation, cellular component: plasma membrane; cytoplasm.
GGGGACGCCGGUGACCCUGGGAGGAGCCUCCUCCUCGCCACAUCCCGGCACUGCCUCGGGGCUGAUGCUCCUGUGUCUCAGGAUCCGGCGGCGCCGUGACUCGGGCGGCUCCUCCGAUGGCGCGCGUGGCUGGCUGAAGGCCAAGCGCUCAGCGCUGACGGAGUGCCAGGACACCGGCAGGUUUGCCGGGAGGCGCCGCCAUCCAUCUCCCGGCGGCUCUGGCUCCUUCCCGGGGGCCUCGCACAGGUGAGGCGGCGUUCCCGCCCCGGGGAUGGGUGCUGGCGGGUCUAGCUGGGAGAGGCGUCUCCAGUGGUGCUGACGCCCGCUUUUCCCCAUGGCUGCUCCUAGGGCAGGUUCUUGGCAGGCGACCGGCAGCGGAGCGCCGCGUGGGCCGUGAUGGCGGGCUGGUUUCAGCGGCUGCUGCGGAGGCCCAAGCAGAGCUCAGGCUCUGCAGAGAGCAGCCUCAGCACCACCACCCAGCACCCUCCAUCGCCGGCUGCUUCCUCCUCCUCUUCCUCCUCCUCCUCUUCCUGCUGCUCCUCGGUGGGGGCUGACAUCAACGGGCCGAGCAGUGCCCGCUGGGCCAAGAGCUACGACGCGUGCAUCUGCCACAGCGAGGGGGACCUGGAGUUGGCGGAGGAGCUGGUGACCUACCUGGAGAGCCGUCCCGAGGGCUUCCGCUGCUUCCUGCAGCCGCGCGACACCGUGCCAGGCAUGGCCAUCGUGACAGAGCUGUGCGACGCCGUGCGCAGCAGCCACUGCUGGGUCAUGCUCAUCACCCCCAGCUUCCUGCGGGACCCUUGGUGCAAGUACCAGAUGCACCAGGCCCUGGCAGAGGCACCCGCCGCCAACGGGCGCACCAUCCCUGUGGUGAAGGACGUUGAGCGUGAGGACUACCCCAAGGAGCUGCGCAGCCUCUACUACAUCCGCGCGGCCCUCAAGGAGCGCACCUUCCACCAGAUCGGCGACACUGUCCGGCGCUACCUCCAGGAGCUGUGCCGGAGCUCGACGAGCGGCACGGACUGAGGCGGCCCGGCCGGCCGGGAAGCCGCCCCGGCGGGAGAAGCGAGGCCGGAGGCGGAAGGCAGCCGCGGCGGGGAGCCGAGCGUCGCGGCCCUGCUUGUCGGCAGGCGCGUUGCACGGGAAGGCGCAAGUUUCGGGUUUGAACCUAAGCCCGUGCUGGGGGUGGGGGGCGCUGGGGCCGCCCCGCGGCGCCGGGCCGGCAGGGGGCGCGCUCGGCUCGGC